Molecule: messenger RNA, 2759 nt
Organism: Plasmodium gaboni
Lineage: Eukaryota; Apicomplexa; Aconoidasida; Haemosporida; Plasmodiidae
Product: serine repeat antigen 5
Exons: 3
Cellular component (GO): lysosome
Molecular function (GO): cysteine-type endopeptidase activity
Source: RefSeq, a predicted model, not a curated record
GUGUAAAAGUUACUGGUCCAUGUAACGAAAAUUUUGUUAUGUUCUUAGUUCCUCAUAUAUAUAUUGAAGUUGAUACAGAAGAUACUUAUAUCGAAUUAAGAACAUCAUUGAGAGAAACAGAUAAUUUCUUAUUAUUUGAAUCAAACAGUGGUUCAUUAGAAAAAGAAAAAUAUGUAAAAGAAGAAUCAAAAGAUACAACUAGUGAAAAAACCGUUCAAGCCCAAGAUGAACCCACAGAAGUAACAGCUUCAGAAUCAAGUGGAAGUUCCAGUUCAGGAACAGUCCAAAGUAGAAAUUCGAGUCAAGGAACUGUCUCAGGUGGAAGUUCUAGUUCAGGAAAUGCCAACAAUAGUCAAGUUUCAUCAAAUAGCGAUUCUACCAAAAAAAGCAGAAAUUUACAUAAUAUAUGUGAAAAAGGAAAGACGUUCAAAUUUGUAGUAUAUAUUAAAGAGAAUACAUUAAUACUUAAAUGGAAAGUAUAUGGAGAACCAAAAGAUAACCAAGUUGAUGUAAGAAAGUAUAUGAUAAAUGAAAAAGAAAGCCCAAUUACUAGUAUACUAAUACAUGCAUACAAAGAACAUAAUGAGACAAACUUAAUAGAAAGUAAAAACUAUGUGUUAAGAUCAGACGUUCCAGAAAAAUGUGAUGCUUUAGCUUCUAACUGCUUUUUAAGUGGUAAUUUUAACAUUGAAAAAUGUUUUCAAUGCGCCCUUUUAGUAGAACCCGAAAAAAAUAAAGAUGAAUGUUUCAAAUACUUAUCUGAAGAUAUUAGAAAUAAAUUCACCGAAAUAAAAGCUGAGACAGAAGAUGAUGAUGAAGAUGAUUAUACUGAAUAUAAAUUAACCGAAUCUAUUGAUAAUAUAUUAAUAAAAAUGUUUAAAACAAAUGAAAAGAAUGAGAAAUCCGAAUUGAUAAAAUUAGAAGAAGUAGAUGAUAGUUUAAAAUUAGAAUUAAUGAAUUAUUGUAGUUUACUUAAAGAUGUAGAUACAAGUGGUACUUUAGAUAAUUAUGAAAUGGGUAAUGAAAUGGAUAUAUUUAAUAACUUAAAGAGAUUAUUAAUUUAUCAUUCAGAAGAAAAUAUUAAUACUUUAAAAAAUAAAUUCCGUAAUGCAGCUGUAUGUUUAAAAAAUGUUGAUGAUUGGAUUGUUAAUAAGAGAGGUUUAGUAUUACCUGAAUUCAAUUAUGAUUUAGAAUAUUUUAAUGAAGAUUUAUAUAAUGAUAAAAAUUCUGAAGAAGAUAACAAUAAUAAAGAAAAGGGUGUUAUAAAUGUUAAUAAAAAUGUAGAAAAAGAAAAUUCUUUAUCAUAUGAUAAUACCAACAAUAUGUUUUGUAAUAAAGAAUAUUGUAAUAGAUUAAAAGAUGAAAAUAAUUGUAUAUCUAAACUUGAAGUUGAAGAUCAAGGUAAUUGUGAUACUUCAUGGAUUUUUGCUUCAAAAUAUCAUUUAGAAACUAUUAGAUGUAUGAAAGGAUAUGAACCUACCAAAAUUUCUGCUUUAUAUGUAGCUAAUUGUUAUAAAGGUGAACAUAAAGAUAGAUGUGAUGAAGGUUCUAGUCCAAUUGAAUUCUUACAAAUUAUUGAAGAUUAUGGAUUCUUACCAAAAGAAUCAAAUUAUCCAUAUAAUUACGUCAAAGUUGGAGAACAAUGUCCAAAUGUACAAGAUUAUUGGGUGAAUUUAUGGGAUAAUACAAAAGUAUUAACUAGCAAAAAUGAACCUAAUAGUUUAGAUGGUAAGGGAUAUACUGCAUAUGAAAGUGAAAAGUUUCAAGAUAAUAUGGAGGCAUUUAUUAAUAUUAUAAAAACUGAAGUAAUGAAUAAAGGUUCAGUUAUUGCAUAUAUAAAAGCUGAAAAUGUUAUGGGAUAUGAAUUCAGUGGAAAGAAAGUACAAAACUUAUGUGGUGAUGAUACAGCUGAUCAUGCAGUUAAUAUUGUUGGUUAUGGUAAUUAUAUGAAUAAUGAAGGAGAAAAAAAAUCUUAUUGGAUUGUAAGAAACAGUUGGGGUCCAUAUUGGGGAGAUGAAGGUUAUUUUAAAGUAGAUAUGCAUGGACCAACUCAUUGCCAUUUUAACUUUAUUCACAGUGUUGUUAUAUUCAAUCUUGAUUUACCUAUGAAUAAUAAAACAACUAAAAAAGAAUCAAAAAUAUAUGAUUAUUAUUUAAAGGCUUCUCCAGAUUUUUAUCAUAAUCUUUACUUUAAAAAUUUUAAUGUUGAUAAUAAAAAAUUAUUCUCUGAAAAGGAAGAUAAUGAAAACAACAAAAAAUUAAGUAACAACUAUAUUAUUUUUGGACAAGACACGGAAAGAUCGGAAGAAACUUCAGAUGGAAAGAGUGAUCCAUCAGGAUCUGCACAAAAUGUUUCAAGUCAAGCCUCAGGAGAAAGUGGACAAGCAAACAGUGUUUCAUCAGGAUCUGAACAAAGUGGUUCAAGUAAAGCCUCAGUAGAAAGUGAACAAGGAAGUAGUCUUCCAUCAGUAUCUGAACAAGAAGGUUCAAAUCCAGCCUCAGAACGUGUUCAUGUUUAUCACGUAUUAAAACAUAUAAAGGAUAGCAAAAUAAGAAUGGCUCUACGUAAAUAUAUGGAUACACUAGAAGUAGGUAAGAGACACUCUUGUACAAGAGCCUAUGCAUUUGAUCAAGAUAAUUAUGAAAAGUGUGUUCAAUUCUGUAAUGACAACUGGAAAACAUGCGAAAACAAAGCUUCACCAGGACAUUGUUUAUCCAAAUUGGAAACAAACAAAGAAUGUUAUUUCUGUUAUGUAUAA